ACCACUACAGAGCUGGACCCUACACAGACUCUUUUCCUACUUUUAGACAAUGCUGGACAGAAACAAGUAUUUUGAUAACACACUUGGAACGCUGGAGCAGACGAGUCUGAGGAUGUUUAACCGUUGAUGCUUAAUUCUGCAAAGAACAACUAAGAGCAUCCGUGCCGUUUUAUUUUCAACAUCCCAGAGGAAAGAAAACCAGACGGACAGAGAUGGAGACAAGCCAGGCGCCUCCAAAGCCCCCAAGACUCACAGUAGAAGAAGAAAACGCACUGGUGUCCCAAGUGCUGGAGAUCAUAGGUGGGAUCACUCUGGGGGCCAUGCAGACCCUGGAUCCACCUGAGGAGAGAGAUGUGUGGUCAGUGGAGGAGGGAGACGACUCUGUGUUCUACAGCGACGAGGACCAAUCCCAUCAGGAUGUAAAAGGCGAGGCAUGUUGUGAUGCUGGUGUGGAACCCGUCCCUCAGAGGGAGGGUGACAAGGAAAAUUUAGAGAUGGAGAAGCCAACGACUCUCCAGACCGAGCGAGAAGAGGAAUGCCAAGAGCUCCAGAGUCAAAACACUGAACUCAUGCAUGAGUCAGAUUCUACACAUGCUAAAGAAGCAGAGGCUGAUCAAAGUCCAGAGACCUUAGUGAGCACUAGUGGAGAAUCUCUGCAGCCAAACUGUACAAAUGCAGACGUGCAAACACAGGCUGGGCCGGAUGUAUCAUCAGACACAGCAAAUCUGCAAGUCAAAGAGGAGAAAGAGGCUGAGACACCAAACCCUGAAUCUUCACAUGUAACUGAGAGUAGUGCGAGGCUGAGUGAGGAGGCAGACAUUCUGAAAGAAAUGUCUGAUGACGAUGGUGACAGAAAAAUGAAGGAAAAGCAGAGGUCUGAGCAGGACCGCAACUCCCAUGAUCCUGUGGGGUUUCAUCAGGGCUCCACCUGUCGGGGCUACUCCACCCUGCCUGCACAGAAGAAACACCCUGACCAGAAGUCCUUCGAUCACCUCAACUUGUCCAAGUACAGCACAGUGUCCUACCGCAAGAUCCGCCGGGGCAACACCCGCCAGAAGGUCGAGGAGUUUGAGUACAUGAUUAUGAACUUGUAAGAAACUGCUGGAUAUGAACCACAUGUAUAUCCUGUAUCACACAGUUUCCAUAUUUAUUAUUAGUAUUAAAAUCUUGUAGAUUGCAGUGAAGUGGUUUGAUAUAACUCUCCAGGACACACAAAACUAACUGUUACUGUUUACAUCUGUUUUGGUUUCAACCUGGAAACAUCAUUAUGUAAGGCAGGUAUUUAAAGAGCAGAUUAAAAGAAUAAGAAGCUCUGAGAUUUAUAAUCCGACUAAAUGUAAUAGGUAAGAUGUUGUUUGGUAUUAGAGCUUCAGGAUCUAAACCUCUGGAGAGACUC
Molecule: messenger RNA, 1396 nt
Organism: Paralichthys olivaceus (Japanese flounder)
Lineage: Eukaryota; Metazoa; Chordata; Actinopteri; Pleuronectiformes; Paralichthyidae
Product: ermin
Biological process (GO): actin filament organization; regulation of cell shape
Molecular function (GO): actin filament binding
Source: RefSeq, a predicted model, not a curated record